Megalobrama amblycephala (Wuchang bream) is the source of this 2448-nucleotide messenger RNA. Its product is annotated as meiosis inhibitor protein 1-like. NCBI's taxonomy places the organism in Eukaryota, Metazoa, Chordata, Actinopteri, Cypriniformes, Xenocyprididae. The transcript has 19 exons. The record is from RefSeq and is a predicted model, not a curated record. Gene Ontology annotation, biological process: meiosis I. Bases 256 to 1626 code for a protein of 456 amino acids.
ACGCUCACAUGCUUCGAUGCCGCCUGUCGGUUGCUGGAGGUGUGUGUGUGUGAGCUGGCUCUGAUAGACGGUGUGUGUUCAGCUCCAGCGCAGCAGCAGGAGACGCUGGAGUCGGUGUGUGUGUUUCUGCUGCACUGCUGUGACACGAUCUGCAUCCCUGCGGUCACUGGCGUGUGUGAGCGGGUCUCGUCUCCACAGACGCUGCAGCUCUUCCUCUCGGUCCUGUCGUGUCAGUUUGCUCUGUGUCCUGCUCACAUGACCUCCUUCUCCAAGAAGCUCGCUGCGUCUGGAUUCAUCAGACUGACUGUGGACAGUAAAGCUCUGCUGUGUUCAGGGAACAGGAACGCGUCUCUGAAUCAGACCUGCUGUGAUUUCCUCCUGAAGCUCUGCAUGUGUCUGAUCUCAAACACCGACACCUGGACCCAUGAUGACCUGCAGGAUGUGAAGCGUGUCCUGCAGGAGUCUCUGCCGUCUCUCUGCUGCAGAGUGUCUGAUUGGCCCUCUCUUCUCACUGAUAUCCCACAAUCCCUCAGGAACGCGCAGUACUGCCUCAUCCACCUGUUGCACCUGUCGCUGCAGCACGGAGACAGGUUUCUGUGUGACUCGGCCGUGUUCCCCUGCAUGCUGCGCUUCAUCAUGUGUGUUCAGGAUCAGUGCGGCGACGCUCUUCCUGCGUCUGUGUUGAGUUCAGUCCUCUAUCUGCUGUCUGUCACACAUCACGGCGGCCCUCGCCUCGACACGGUGUCGGUGAACGUCGUCAGUAAAACUCUGUCCUCCUGUCCUCCGCUCUUCUCUCGCGCUCUUCCUCUCCCCGUCCUGAGCUUCAUCUUCCUGUAUCCCGAGCUAUCGGAGCGUUUCGGAGCGACGGCUCUGACGGGACGUCUCUGUCGCGGGACAGAAGUGGGUCAGGAGGAGGAGCGGGAGCUGCUGGAGCUGCUUCACACACACCCUGCGGCACUGUUGAACAUGCUGGUCGUGGCAUGUGAAGCCGAGACCGCAGCGUCUCACUCAGCCAUCGGUGUGUUGCGAUGUUUCCUGAGUUCAGUCGACGGCGUCUCCAUCAGCAGGACGUCUGAUCUCUCUGAUCAGAUCCGGUUGGCGCUCAUGAACGUCCUGCAGAGACAAACACACACAGACGGUCUGUCGGUGCUGCUGGACGUGUUGUCUGUGAUUCAGAGUCACUCGUCCGGUCAGAUGAACCAUACAGACUUCAAACUGCUUUACCACGUCAGUAAUCUGGUGGGAAAGAUGGACUCCAGCGACUCUGAGCUGCUGCUGUCGGUGUUCAACUGUCUGUACUGCUUCCUGUGUGUGUGUCCAUCACACGCCACCGACAGAGCGGCGUCUCUGCUGCUGGGAAACGUCAGACUGCUGGAGCUGCUGGAGGAGGUUUUAUCCUCCUCUCCCUCUUCAUCUUCAUCAUCUUCAUCACUGCACUGCUCCUCUCUGCUCCUGCUCUCCUCCCUCAUGCUCCUGCAGCACAAACACAGCGCUCAGGUGCAGAAGAGCGUCAGUGUGGAUCUCCAUCAGAUACUGAGACGACUGGCCUUCAGCAAGAGACACGCGGACGCGCUGCUGCUCGUGUGCAGUGUGCGGUUUCGUGCAGGUGUGUUUGGAUGUGGAUGAGUCUGCGCUGGUGUGUGUGUGUGAUGCAGCGCUGCAGCGACCCCUGCAGACAGAAGAUGGCGCUCUACACCCGCUGGGACACAGCGGCGCCGCCAGCCUUGUGACGGCCCUCAGCGCACUCAUGCUGCAGAAGCAGGAUCUGCAGGUCAGCGCGGCUCUGAACUGUCUGACGUCUCUGAUGGGGUUUCUGCGCCGCAGGAGUCCUGAAUCGGUGCAGCACAUGGUGGUUCAUCAGCCCUGGACUCGAUUCCUGCUCUUCUCUUUACUGUCAUGUGACGGGAGCCUGAGACCUGCUGCACUGCAGCUCCUCACACUGCUGGUGCGUUUCAACGGCAGCGUCUCACGCUGGAAGACAGAAGUUCAGUCGGUGUGUGAGGAGGUGGAGAGACGAGGAGUGACGGACCUCACUGACCACAGCAAACACACACUGAGAACGAUGCUCACACAGUGUUGUGCUGCUUCUCCUCCUGAUGAUCUGAGGAUGAGGAUGGACGCUUUACUGGAGUCACUCAAACAUCUUCCUCCCUCUGACGCCUCGAGCAGACACAUGCUUCGGGUUGGACGGGUCUCUGUGUGUCUGUCUGACCUCACAGUCGGCCCUCAGGACCUCUGAUACACACACACACACACACACACACACACACACAAACACCUCUGAAGAGUUUUACUUUUUUUUUGUUCUGCAGAGAUUUGCUCCUGAAAUAUUUUCAUAUGCAUUUUUAUAUUAAUGACAGUUAUUUACGCAUUUUAUCAUUUGUUUUGUAACAAAAAUGGUUAUUGAUGUUAAUUUUACUAUUAAUAAUUAGUUACUCGUUUUAUAAU